Messenger RNA from Fusarium poae, 1221 nucleotides. RefSeq lists its product as uncharacterized. Bases 1 to 1221 code for a protein of 406 amino acids. NCBI's taxonomy places the organism in Eukaryota, Fungi, Ascomycota, Sordariomycetes, Hypocreales, Nectriaceae. The transcript has 4 exons. The record is from RefSeq and is a predicted model, not a curated record.
AUGUUUGUUCUGCUGCAACAAAGCCCGUACAAUCUUCAUUUCUAUGCCAUCAUUCGAGACUUGACCGCCAUCGCCAUGGCAAGUUUUCCUACCCGUGACGCGCACCCUGGUGCCGCUUUAACCUACACGGCCUAUCUCGAUGAGGUGCGCCAGCAAUCCUCAUGGAAGUCGGAGAAACACAAAAACAUCUUGAACAGGCUCCAAAUCGGCUGGGCUGCGAUUCAAGAACAUGUCACGCCACAUAUCGCUGAUUGUAUUGCAUACCAUGUUGAGAAAUACAUCAUUGACAUGACCUCGAUCAAUCCUGCCGAUCUUCCUCUUCCCUCAGUCUAUUCUACCGUCUUGAAACGUACCAGCUACGGCAGCAUCACCUACCCAGAGUGGUUUUUUCUUGCAUAUUUCCCCCCCGAUACAAUCUUCUAUCCUCCUGGAAUGAUCUGCGAAGAACAGGAACAGAAGUUCUACGGACCUGGGGUCUUUUUUGAUCUUGUCCCGCAAUCCCAACGCCGGACUGAAAUCAUCAAGGAAGACGCAAAGGCUAAGCCUGUUACCAAACACCCCAAAAUGUUCGAUUCGGCAUUCACGUCUCUCUCAACACGCUCAACGCUCCUCAGACAGGAAGCGCAGCUUGACCAAGAGCUUGCCCAAUUCUUCUCAGAGACGACAACGUCCUCCAAAAAGCGGAAGCUUCAACUUCAAACCUCGGAGGAAAGGUUGGAGGCUCUUGAGACCGGACUCACUGACGCCAAUACCGCUAUUGGACAAGAUAAUCGAGACAUUGCAUCUAUUCGCACCCAGGACAAGGACAAGGACAAGAUUGAUGCCGAAGAGUACCACCGUCGCACCGUCCAGGCGUUUCGCGAUCAGCUCACUGUCAUGAGAACGUCACUGGACGAAAAAGUCCAAGGUCUACGCUUCAAACAUGACGAAGAUCUCCAGGCUGUACAAAAGCAGACCCAAGAUGCUAUCGACCAGCUGGCUCAGGAACUUGUUCGCUUACGCGAGACCGAUAUCGCCAGGAAGAAGACAAUGAAGACUUUUUUUGACAAGAUCACCAACCGGAUCGAUGGGUUUGAGAAGAAGGUGGCUGACCAAGUGAUUUGGUAUAAAAGUAACUUCACUACCUUGGCCUCUGGUUUUCGAGACCUGAUGAGAGACGCUGUGGGACUUGGCCCCCCCGAAUCUGGGGGCGCGUCAGAGCAAGGACGAACAUGCGGGUAA